Python bivittatus (Burmese python) is the source of this 2812-nucleotide messenger RNA. Its product is annotated as CCN family member 2-like. The record is from RefSeq and is a predicted model, not a curated record. Gene Ontology annotation, cellular component: extracellular matrix; extracellular region. Lineage: Eukaryota; Metazoa; Chordata; Lepidosauria; Squamata; Pythonidae. Gene Ontology annotation, biological process: cell adhesion; signal transduction; positive regulation of cell differentiation. Gene Ontology annotation, molecular function: integrin binding; heparin binding.
GGGAUGCACAGAGCAAGACGUUCAGGAUGUUUGACAACUUUGGGACAAUAAUUAUUUUGACCUCCUUUUUAUUGGCCCUUGAGCCUGGAUGGGUGGCAUCUCAGGCAUGCUCCUACCCUUGCCAAUGUCCCUCACAGGCUCCCUCCUGCCCUCCUGGCAAUAGCCUUUUGCUAGAUGGCUGUGGUUGCUGCAAAGUAUGUUCUCGGCAGCUUGGGGAGCUGUGCUCCCUGCAGGAACCUUGUGAUCACCACAAAGGGCUCUACUGUGACUUUUCCAAAAUCCAGAAAGACAGUGGCAUCUGUUUAGCUCAUGAAGGCUCCACCUGUGACCUGCUGGGGAAAAUCUAUCUAAAUGGGGAGAGCUUCCAGCCCAGUUGUAAGCUGCAGUGCAUCUGCAUGGAUGGGGCCAUUGGCUGCAUUCCCCUUUGCAUUGAUGGGGCACAUCUCCCUUCCCCUGAUUGUCCCCUUCUCCACUGGGUGAAAGCACAGAACAAGUGUUGUGAAGAGUGGGUCUGUGGAGGAAGCAGUCAGAAGACCCCUUAUGAGAAAGUUUACAGGAACAGACUUGCUCACAAGCCUGAGUUAAAGCUUAAGUCCACACUCCAUAACCUUCAGGAGAACUGCUUGGUGCAGACCACUGAAUGGAGUGUCUGUUCUAAGACCUGUGGGAUGGGCAUCUCUACCCGUGUUACCAAUGAUAACCCCCAGUGCCAACUGGAGAAGGAGAGCAGGCUUUGCGUGGUUCGAUUCUGCAAUGCCUCUCUUGACAGGAGCAUCAAGAAAGGAAAGAGGUGUAUGCGAAACCCUAAAUCUCGUCAGGCGAUCCACUUUGAGUUCGCUGGCUGCACCAGCAUCCGCUCCUAUCGGCCCAAGUUCUGCGGCAGCUGCACGGACAGUCGCUGUUGUACACCACACACCACCAGCACAGCGGAAGUGGAAUUUCGGUGCCCAGAGGGAGACUCGUUUGUCCGCAAAAUGAUGUUCAUCAAGUCUUGCUCUUGCCACUAUGACUGCCCUACAGAUAAUGAUAUCUUUCUGGUCAGUUACCACCGGCCAAUGAUAGGGGACCAUUUCAAACUAAAGAAUCAGCAGUACUGAGUCCUUCUCCCACUGUAGGCCCAGCAGGCUGGGUUGAUGAUAAUAUCAAAAGAUGUAUCUGCUGGUCGCAUUUUAGAUAAAGCUGAAAUGAAUGAAGAAUGAUCUCAAAGUGGCCCAAGGGAAUGCAUGUCUAGAGACCAGUAACAUACAUUUGGCAUGUAUUUGGUCCUACACCAACCACAAUCUUCUCUGAAGACCCAUAUUCCAUGUUCUUUCUCCUGGGAAAUAUCCAAAGCAUAUUGAUAUGGCCCAUAUUGAUCUGUUACUGAAACUAUACUAGCAGUUUUCACCAUAUGGAGCCUAUCUUCAGCUCUUUUCUUCACAUAAAUCUUUUUUUUCACCCUGCCCAUGCACCUGAAACCAGACAGAAAACAUUAGCUCAAAAUGAUCAGGUGUGAUCAUUUUGACCUACUAUUGAUCAAUUAGCUCAAAAAGAUCUAGUAUCCUCUUGCUGAAGAUGUUGAACAAGCAUGAAGGAACAUAUUCAGAAGCUAGUGGCAACAGGACAUUUGGAAAAACUUGAAUGAUGAAUAUAUACAAAAGGUUUGAUCCUAUAGAAUAAUCUGAUCUGCUGAAGAGCAUUGAGUUGGACAACCUGCAUCUCUGCAGUGGAUUCCUCAGUAAUGCUAUUGGAAGAUGUGCAUUGCUAUCAUGGAGUUAUUUCAGAUGAGGCUUGUUCUUAGCAGUUGCACUGUCAUUCAUAAAAUUGGUCCAGACUGUCUCAUCUUCCACUUCUCACCCUUCUGGGUUUUCUUACUAUGGUACUUUUCUUUUGAUCUUUUUUCUUUCCAUAUGCACAAAUCCAUUAAGGUGAAACAGGACAAAUAGCUCCGCAGCCUUUUUAAAUUGCUUGUGUCGCAAUUGCCUAUGGAUUGUUUGUAGGAUAUAACUACCUUCUGCAUUUCUGCCCCCAAAUAUCUAUCAUAAACCUUUGGUAACGCUCAUUGCCAUUUCAAACAUAGAUACCAUAUAAUUAACCCCCCCCAAGUCUUUAUAUAAUUAAUUAGAAUACACAUAUUUUGUUAGGGAUCACUUUUAUUUCUUUCUUGCUGUUUUGCUUCUCUAUUAAAAAUCUAAAUUCAUGACUGAGAUGUGUCAGAUUAGAAUAAUUGUGCUGCAUCUCAAUGAGAUCUUUUCAGAUUGGAUUGAUUUUUCAAACUGGUCCAUAUUGCUGGAUUGGACUGAUUUUCUGGAUUGAAUCAACAAUACAUAUUGGAUUUUGUGUGAUUUCCACAGGGUUAUUUGCAAUCACCUGCGUCCCAUAGACACCCUGGGGAACAGUCAUCCGUAUAAACUUCACAGAUACACCAAGGAGAUCUCAGCUGGCAGUGGAUAGAGAAGGACCCUCGAGUUGAGGUGAAAAGCUUAAGGUAGGAUGUUGUCAGUGCGAGAAAUUAAAUUGGGGGGUCAUUAGGGAAGUAACAGCCAACUCUCCCCCCAUCAUAUCAGUAUUAAUGCUGGGUAGAAUCUAUGUUUUGUUUUUUUUCAUUUUUGUUUUUUAACAUUGCUAAUGUAAUCAACAAAUAAUAUACAAAAUGGUAGAAUCUAGGUUAUAUAUUUUCCCAUUCUAGUUCUCAUUCAGUUAAAUGGAAGAGAAUUUGUUUUAGAAGUUUUCCCAAAGGAAAAGUGAAAUGUGGGGCUCUGGCAGGUGUAGGUAGUCUCCAGUUUAAGAAUGAGUCCUGUUCCCAAGGUCUGUCUUAAGUCAAAUUUGUAUG